AUGGUGAAAUCGUACUUGAAAUUUGAGCACUCCGAGACGUUCGGGCUCAUCGCCUCGGCGUCGUCUAAUGCGAUCUGGGCCAAGGACGAGCAGACCCCCGGUGCUGCUCGCCAGACGGGCGCCGGUCGUGCCAUUGUGGGCGCAAGUGAAGAGGUCUUGUGCUGGGAUGUCAAGAAGGGUGAAUUGCUUGGCCGCUGGCGCGAUUCUGCCUGCAGGGCACAAGUGACGGUGGUCACGCAGAGCCAGACAGAUGAAGAUAUCUUCGCCGUCGGUUAUGAAGAUGGUAGUAUCCGUAUUUGGGACUCCAGAACCAGCACAAUCAUCAUUUCUUUCAACGGUCACAAAUCUGCAGUUACCCAAUUGGCUUUCGACAAUGCCGGUGUGCGCCUCGCCAGUGGCUCCAAGGAUACCGAUAUCAUUCUCUGGGACCUGAUUGCCGAAGUCGGAAUUUUCAGACUUCGCGGACAUACCGAUCAAAUUACCUCUCUGAACUUCCUUUUUCCCUCGACCGAACUCCUCAAUGCCUCCGGUCUCAGCGAACACGCCGGCUUCCUCUUGACUACCGGCAAAGACUCGCUGAUCAAGGUGUGGGAUCUGGCAUCGCAACAUUGUAUUGAGACGCACGUGGCACAAACAAAUGGCGAGUGCUGGAGUCUGGGUCUGUCGCCUGACCAGGGUGGUUGCAUUACGGCCGGCAAUGAUGGCGAGCUGAAGGUCUGGUCGAUUAACGAGAGCGUCAUGCUGGAGAUCUCGAGAGAGAAGGUUGCCGCAGAAGGCCAGAGGAUUCUCACGGACCGUGGUACCUUCUACAGAAAUGGCAAGGAUCGCACAACUGGCAUUCGCUUCCACCCUCGUGCGGACUACGUGGGUUUCCACGGUUCAGAGAGAUCGGUUGAGGUUUGGCGUAUUCGUUCGCAGACAGAAGUUCAGAAGGCCAUGGCUCGCAAGCUGAAGAGGAGAAAGGAGAAGGAGGCGAAGCGAGAGGGCAAGGAAGAUGGCGAAGAGGCCGAGAAGGAGAAGACCGAGGAUCCUUCAUCCGCCCCGGUUACUGAGGUUUUCAUUCCCCAUGUCAUUGUGCGAACCGGUGGAAAGGUUCGCUCUUUUGACUGGAUGGCUACCAAGUCCAGUGGUGGUCUCAGCCUUCUUGCCGCGACGACGAACAACCAGUUGGAGUCUUACAGCGUUGUCACGGCGAACAAGAAGAACAAGGAUGAGGAGGAUUCCGACUACACUAGGAGUCUCGCCGUUGACAUUCCCGGUCACCGCGCAGAUAUUCGGUCAAUUGCACUGAGUUCGGAGGAUCGAAUGCUUGCUUCUGCAUCAAAUGGAAGUCUCAAGAUUUGGAACGUUCGUACGGGCACCUGUCUGCGUACCCUCGAGUGCGGUUAUGCCCUCUGCUCUGCCUUCCUUCCCGGUGACAAGAUUGUGGUGGUUGGCAACAAGAACGGCGAGUUGGAAGUUUUUGACAUUGCGUCUUCGACCCUGCUCGACACAAUCAAGGCUCAUGAUGGUCCUGUUUGGUCUCUUCAUGUGCACCCUGAUGGCAAGUCUAUGGUGAGUGGAAGUGCGGACAAGACAGCCAAGUUCUGGGAGUUCAAGGUUGUUCAAGAGGAGAUUCCCGGUACCAAGCGCACGACACCCCGUCUCAAGUUGGUACACACAAGAAUGCUCAAGGUCAACGACGACAUCCUCAGUCUUCGAUUCUCUCCCGACGCACGUCUUUUGGCGGUGUCUUUGCUGGACAACACCGUCAAAGUCUUCUUCGUCGACUCAUUGAAACUCUUCCUCAACCUCUACGGUCACAAGCUUCCGGUCCUAAGCAUGGACAUAUCUUAUGACAGCAAAAUGAUUGUCACCUGCUCUGCCGAUAAGACCGUUCGUCUCUGGGGCCUAGACUUUGGUGACUGCCACAAGGCCUUCUUGGCCCACGAGGACAGUGUCAUGGCAGUAGCGUUCGUCCCCACCAACAGGGAACAGAACGGUCACAACUUCUUCAGUGCCAGCAAGGAUCGCGUGAUCAAGUACUGGGAUGGAGACAAGUUCGAGCAGAUCCAGAAACUCAGCGGCCAUCACGGAGAAAUCUGGGCCCUGGCAAUCAGCCACGAUGGCGAGUUCAUCGUCAGUGCUAGUCACGACAAGAGCAUCCGCGUGUGGAAGCAGACCGACGAGGAGCUGUUCCUCGAGGAAGAGCGUGAGAAGGAGAUGGAGGAGGCCUAUGACAGCACUCUUACUGCCUCUCUCGAGCGCGACGAAGAUAAUGAAGAUGGCGAGAAGGCAGAGGCUGUCGAUGCCGGCAAGCAGACUACCACCACCCUGAUGGCUGGUGAGAAGAUCAUGGAAGCGCUGGAUCUCGGCAUGGAAGACCUGGAGGUUAUGCGCGAAUGGCGAAAAGUGCAGGCCAGAAACGCCAAAGCAGGUGCUGCGCCUCCGGAUCGCAACCCUACGUAUAUCGCCCUGGGCAACAUCUCUGCUGAGCAGCACGUCCUGAGCACCGUGCAAAAGAUCCCCGCCGCUGCCCUUCAAGAUGCCCUCCUGGUUAUACCCUUCUCCAAGCUUCCCUCGCUCUUCACCUUCCUCAACAUCUGGGCUGAGCGCGAGUGGAACGUGCCUCUUACUUGUCGCGUGCUGUUCUUCAUGCUGAAGACCCAUCACCGCCAGAUCGUGACCAGCAAGAUGAUGCGCCCGAUGCUGGAUAGCAUCCGUGCCUCGCUGCGCCGUGUCCUGGCUCGCCAAAAGGACGAGAUGGGUUUCAACCUGUCCGCACUGCAGAUCAUUGGCAACCAGAUUCGUGAGCACAGCACCAAGGAUUAUAUCGAUGAGGAGGCUUUCGCGUCAGCAGAGGCGACCAAGGGAACUGGCAAGAAGCGUCAAUUCAGGAACAUCGCCUAG
This is a messenger RNA of Penicillium cataractarum, 2889 nucleotides long. RefSeq names its product snoRNA-binding rRNA-processing protein DIP2. Gene Ontology annotation, cellular component: Pwp2p-containing subcomplex of 90S preribosome; small-subunit processome. Bases 1 to 2889 code for a protein of 962 amino acids. The transcript is spliced from 3 exons. Lineage: Eukaryota; Fungi; Ascomycota; Eurotiomycetes; Eurotiales; Aspergillaceae. Gene Ontology annotation, biological process: maturation of SSU-rRNA. Gene Ontology annotation, molecular function: protein binding; snoRNA binding. The record is from RefSeq and is a predicted model, not a curated record.